This is a messenger RNA of Columba livia (rock pigeon), 2917 nucleotides long. Its product is annotated as sucrase-isomaltase, intestinal. The record is from RefSeq and is a predicted model, not a curated record. Bases 71 to 2725 code for a protein of 884 amino acids. NCBI's taxonomy places the organism in Eukaryota, Metazoa, Chordata, Aves, Columbiformes, Columbidae. Gene Ontology annotation, molecular function: carbohydrate binding; alpha-1,4-glucosidase activity. Gene Ontology annotation, biological process: carbohydrate metabolic process. The transcript has 23 exons.
GAACAAGUGUUUAUUGUGCCGAUGCCUCGGAUAAAAGGCUCCGUGCACCUGCAGAAGUUGAUGUUCAGCCAUGAAGAGGAGCAAGGGGCUGUGUAUCUUGGCUGCUGUGCUCGCAGCCCUGGGCGGGUGCCUGGGCCAGGCUGAGCAAUGCACCGGGGCCGUGCAGAAGCGCAUUGACUGCCACCCCCAGCCGGGCGCUUCCCAGGAGGCCUGCGAGGCGCGGGGCUGCACCUGGUGUGCCACCGACGUCGCCAACGCUCCCUGGUGCUUCUUCUCUGAGGACAGUCCCUACGGCUACUCCCUGGGCGGGAACACCGAGUUGACAGCCAAGGGCUGGAGGGUAAUGCUGAACAAGCGCCACACCCUCUCCCUCUUCGGAAAUGACAUUUCCCCGGUCGUCUUGGAAGUGGAGUUUCAGACCAGGGACAGGCUCCGGUUCAGGCUCUACGACCCCAACAGUCAGCGGUUUGAAGUCCCACUUCACAUUGACUCCCCAGGGGUUGCUGCUGAUGAGGCCAACUAUGAGGCGGAGUUAGCGGAGGGCUCCUCGCACUUCAGGAUCAAGAGGAAAAGCACCGGCACAGUGUUGUGGAACAGUCCCCUGGUUGAUCUGUUUUUCUCCAACCAGUAUCUUCAGAUCACCACUGCUGUGCCAUCCACCUCAGUGUAUGGGUUCGGUGAGCAAGAACACCAGUCCUUCAAACACAGCAUGGACUUCAUUACCUAUGGCAUGUUCAGCAGGGAUCAGGCACCUACGCCACUUGUCAACCUCUAUGGAGUUCACCCUUUCUAUAUGUGUGUAGAAGCUGACUCCAAUGCCCAUGGUGUUCUCCUUCUGAACUCAAAUGCACAAGACGUUUCUCUGAGUCCAGACCCAUCUGUAACUUUCCGCACUAUUGGAGGGAUUCUCGACUUCUAUGUCUUCCUUGGACCCACUCCUGAAAAUGUAGUUCAGCAAUACACAGAGGCCAUUGGACGCCCACACAUGCCUGCUUACUGGUCCCUGGGAUUUCAUCUCUCCCGAUGGGGUUACGGCAGCAUCGAUGUUUUAAAGGAAACUGUCAAUCGCAUGCACUACUAUGAUAUCCCAUAUGAUGUCCAGCAUCUUGAUAUCGACUACAUGGAACGUCACAUGGACUUUACCUAUGAUAAAGUGAAUUAUGCAGGUCUGCCAGAAUACGUGCAAAAGCUGAAGAGGAAAGGAAUGCACAAUGUCGUGAUUCUGGACCCUUUCAUAACUAAGGAUGAAGAACCAGGCACUUACAGGCCUUAUGAUCUUGGGGAAGAAAUGGGAGUCUGGGUGAACAACUCCGAUGGUGUAACUCCUGCUGUUGGAAAGGCCUGGCCCCCCGGUGACUCUGUGUUUCCUGACUACACCAACCCCAGGACAGCUGAGUGGUGGACCCAGAUGUGUCUGGAGUUUAAGGAUGUCCUGGACUACGAUGGGAUUUGGAUUGAUAUGAACGAACCAUCCAAUUUCUUAACAGGCCAGUAUCCUGGGUGUGCUGUUAACAAUCUCAACAACCCACCUUACGUUCCUAGCAUUUCUGAUCAUUCCCUGGCACAGAAGACAUUGUGUCCCGACUCCAAGACUUACCUGGGAGAGCACUAUAACACACACUCUCUCUUCGGCUGGUCACAGACAGCACCAACUUUCCACGCUGCCCAGCAGGCAACUGGAAAGCGAGCGUUUGUCUUGAGUCGGUCUACGUUUGUCGGCAGUGGGAAGCAUGGUGGCCACUGGCUGGGUGACAACUUCUCUCAGUGGAAGGACAUGCACCGGUCAAUCAUUGGAAUCCUGGAAUUCAAUCUCUUUGGCAUCCCCUACAUUGGUGCUGAUAUUUGCGGUUUUAACUAUAACACCACCUAUGAAUUGUGCUUGCGCUGGAUGCAGCUUGGCUCUUUCUAUCCAUUUUCCAGAAACCACAAUGCAGAGGGAAAUAAAGAACAAGACCCAGCCGUGUUCGGAGCAGAGUUUGCCAAGAUUUCUCGUGCUACACUUCGGAUCAGAUACUCACUGCUGCCAUACUUAUACACCUUGUUCUAUGAAUCUCAUGUUCACGGAAACACCGUGGCGCGGUCACUGAUGCAUGAAUUUACCUCCGAUCAGGAGACUCAUGGAAUAGAUACUGCCUUCCUUUGGGGACCUGCUUUUAUGAUUGCUCCUGUUCUUCAAGAGGGAGCAAGAUCCGUGGAUGUAUACUUCCCUGAAGCAACAUGGUUUGACUACUAUACCGGUCACAAAGUGCCAAGUACCUGGAAGAAGAACUAUGCUACCGUGGCCGCGCCAUUGAACAAGAUCCCUCUGUUCAUCCGUGGAGGCUACAUCCUGCCAGAACAGGCACCAGCCAGCACCACUACUAAGAGCCGUCUGAACCCAUUUGGGCUCAUUAUCGCCUUGGAUGAACAUGGAGAAGCUUCUGGGUCUCUCUUCUGGGAUGAUGGUGAUUCAAUCGAUACUAUUGAAAACGAGAACUACUUUUUGGCUAAAUACACAUACAGCAAAGGAAAUCUGAAGACAGAAAUACUUAAAAAUGGCUACAGAGGAGCUGACACUCUGAAAUACAACAAAAUUACGAUUCUCGGCCUGAAACAGAGACCUCAUGCUGUUACUCUGAAUGGAAGAACCAUCCGUGGAAAUGCUUUCUCUUAUGAGCUGAGCAGGAAACUCACUUUAUGGAUUUCUGCCCCACUUACUCAGGAACUCAACAUUAGGAUUUACUAGAAUGGUCAGAAAACACUGAUAUCAUUUAGCACCCUUGACCGUCAGAUACUGAUCUUACUUUGAUUUUGGGGUAAAAAAGAAAAAAACAACAUUUAGCCAUUAAAACAUCGCUUCUGUACCUGACAAUUGUUCUUUUCCUAUGUAGUAUUUGUAACUCAGUACUCUUCAAAUAAAAUUUCCAAUAAUAGUUAA